UUAGCCCACCGCGGUGUUAUAGUCGCGGUUGAGUCCCGUGUUUUUGCUGUUGUUUUGUUUUUUUGUCCGUCUGUUUCGGAAACUUAACCAGCGAUUCGUGUUGUGACAUGUGACGCUACAUUUUCUAACAAGUGGAUAACGAGAAGAAGCGAACGGAUCAAGGAAGGAAUGUUUAAAAUUUGAGAAGUACCACCCAUCCAUUAUCCAAACCACUUAUCCUGCUGCCAGGGUCGCGGGGAUGCUGGAGCCUAUUCCAGCAGUCAUUGGGCGACAGGCAGGGGGACACCCUGGACAGGCCGCCAGUGGUGAAACGUAUUUCCCACUGAAAGCCUAGUACUUGGAGACACCACCACAUUGAGCCAAAUCAUCUAUCAUCAGUCAUACCACAUCUUAAGUCUAAGAAUGAGGCAUUAGAAAUACGAAGUUCAGAUGUUGGGACAUAGUAGAGACUGUCAUACAUGCAGGUGUAAUGAGAGCACUGGUCAUGGACAGAUGAUGGACGUGGAGACGUCAUACUCAGACUUCAUCAACUGUGAUCGCACAGGUCGCAGAAACGCCGUGCCCGACAUCAAGGGGGACGGGACAGCGGUGGCCAGCACAAGUGAACUAACCAAAGACAUGGCAGGGAUGGACCUGAAAACUACAGAAGGGAACCCUGGGACCUCACCACCCCCUGAAGGGGAGGGCUCGGCCAGCCAAGCCCAGGGAAACGGAGAAACGUCCUAAACGCCUCUGGAGACUGGAGGAGGAGAGUAACAGAGGGAGUGAAAAUGAGAGAGGAGAAUGAGCGGAGAGAUGGAGAGAGGAGGAAUCUUAUUGGGUGUCCUAAAUGGACAUACUCUUUCUUCACACAGCCCCGUCCUCUUGCUUAGAGGACUUCCUCCCUCACUGCCUGUCUGUGUGUUUGGAGCGCCCCCCAACUCUGUUUAUCAGAUAGGAUGGGAAUGUGGAGAAAGAAGAGAAUGGAUUAGAAGUUACUGUGGAGCUGCUUCUCUUUGUCUGGUAGUGAUUUGUAUUCCCGACAGGAUGAAAAAGCACAUAAAAUGCAGAUUCACUACCCCCAAUACCGACUGAGAUGAACACUACAUAUUUAUAACAACUCUCGAAACGUUGUUCCAGCCUAAUAUGGAACUCCCAUCAAGGAGAGCAUUACCUGCAUAUUCAUAAUCAUCAGUCACUCAUUUUCUUUGACGUGUUUGUGACAUUCUAGUUCCUUUUCAUAUUUUAGUCUUGCCAUAACCAACAUAGUUGCAGUUAUAAUGUGCUUUACCAAGGUCAUAUUUAUUGCAAAAUGUUCAGUGAUAACUUUGUAAUAGGAAUUGUCUUUGUGUAAUAAAAUACUAA
Lampris incognitus (smalleye Pacific opah) is the source of this 1344-nucleotide messenger RNA. It is a transcript of the gene pkig, whose product is annotated as protein kinase (cAMP-dependent, catalytic) inhibitor gamma. The record is from RefSeq and is a predicted model, not a curated record. Gene Ontology annotation, cellular component: cytoplasm; nucleus. The transcript is spliced from 4 exons. Gene Ontology annotation, biological process: negative regulation of cAMP-dependent protein kinase activity. Lineage: Eukaryota; Metazoa; Chordata; Actinopteri; Lampriformes; Lampridae. Bases 430 to 726 code for a protein of 98 amino acids. Gene Ontology annotation, molecular function: cAMP-dependent protein kinase inhibitor activity.